AUGCCUCGGCACAAGAAGUCGAAAAAUGCAUUCAGUGGGCAUCACCCCCAACAGGAUGGUGCGGCCACGGCGUCAGCUGAACCUGUCCCGACGAGCCAUGAGAUCCGGGCAUCUCUGACCGCCCCGGAAACGAAGAUGUCGGCAGAAUUUACGACGCAAAGCUUUAGUCUCUCCCAGAAUCUUUGGAAUCAGGCUUUCGACCAACUGGCGAAAGACGAAGAAUCUCUCGUUGAGGCCUAUUUGAAGAUCUUGGCCAAGUUACUCUUGGAUAAUACGCUUGAAGAUGUCACUGCCAAGGAAAACAAAGAAUAUUUGACCCAGCUUUUAGGCAGACAUGAGCUUUCCAAAAGAACAGACAGUUCAGUUCCUAGACUCUCUCAAGCAGCAGUCAAAAAUCUCAAAGCCGAACUUGGAGACCACACUCAACGACAAAAGUUCAUGUCAAUGCUAGUAGAAGACGGCAAAGCAAAAGCCCUCAAAUCGCAGAAGAUUGCCGAAACACUCGGGAAUGUUGCGGGAACUCUUCUUUCGGUAAAACCAAUCGUCGACGCUGUGCUUCAAAUCCCUCAGACUGCACCUGCUGCGCUGCCUUGGGCUGGAAUUUGUGUUGGACUAAACUGGGAGGCAAAAACUCUUUUGACUCGGUUCCGCGCCAGACACUCGCACCCUGGGCAGUAUGAUAUAUCUAUAUAUGCCGAAAACGACACAUAA
Messenger RNA from Metarhizium brunneum ARSEF 3297, 711 nucleotides. RefSeq lists its product as uncharacterized. The record is from RefSeq and is a predicted model, not a curated record. NCBI's taxonomy places the organism in Eukaryota, Fungi, Ascomycota, Sordariomycetes, Hypocreales, Clavicipitaceae.